Molecule: messenger RNA, 2133 nt
Organism: Thalassophryne amazonica
Lineage: Eukaryota; Metazoa; Chordata; Actinopteri; Batrachoidiformes; Batrachoididae
Gene: sephs3
Product: selenophosphate synthetase 3
Exons: 8
Biological process (GO): L-selenocysteine biosynthetic process
Cellular component (GO): cytoplasm
Molecular function (GO): selenide, water dikinase activity; ATP binding
Source: RefSeq, a predicted model, not a curated record
UAAAUUUUACGUUGCUUCCCCGCUGAGUGACUAAAGCUCCAUUCAUCUUUUUAUUUGUUGAGGUGUUCGAAGUGCUUGGUGCAGGCAUGUCAGACUCUACUUCGCCACCUCCCACGGCAGAGGCUGUGGACAAUGAAGGAUGUUUUCCACCUGGUUACAAGCCUUUUAAACCUGAGGAGCACGGCCUGGAGCGCGGCUUCCGCCUUACUGCUUAUUCGGAUCUGAAAGGAUGAGGCUGCAAGGUCCCGCAGGAGGCUCUGCUCAAACUCCUGGCGGGACUGGAGCCGGACCGUGCCGAUAACACGGAAAAGGCCGGAGACCAAGCGGGGGAUUUUGUUCAACAGUUGCCCGGUCCUCGUCUCGGAAUAGGGUUGGAUUGUUGUGUGAUCCCUCUGAGGCAUGGAGGACUUUCUCUGGUACAGACUACAGACUUCUUCUACCCUCUGGUGGAGGAUCCAUACAUGAUGGGUAGGAUAGCUUGUGCUAAUGUCCUCAGUGAUCUUUAUGCUGUGGGAAUUACAGAGUGUGACAACAUGCUGAUGCUUCUGAGUGUCAGCCAGAAGAUGAAUGAGAAGGAGCGUGAGCGUGUAAUGCCAUUGAUGAUGCGAGGAUUUAGGGAUGCAGCAGAGGAAGGAGGGACUUCGGUGACUGGUGGCCAAACUGUGGUCAAUCCCUGGCUCAUCAUCGGAGGAGUAGCUUCGGUCGUCUGCCAGCCUAAUGAGAUUAUAAUGCCAGAUGGCGCUGUUGCAGGCGAUGUCCUGGUUCUGACUAAACCUCUGGGAACACAAGUGGCUGUUAAUGCUCAUCAGUGGCUCGAUCAGCCAGAAAGAUGGAACAAGAUCAAGCUUGUUGUUACCAAAGAUGAAGUUAAAGAGGCCUAUCAGGAAGCCAUGUUCUCCAUGGCAACGUUAAAUCGCACAGCGGCAGGUCUAAUGCACAAGUUCCAGGCCCAUGCGGCAACAGAUGUAACUGGUUUUGGUUUGCUUGGCCACGCCAACAAUCUGGCAGCACAACAACAAAAUGAGGUGUCCUUUGUCAUCCACAACCUGCCAGUCAUAGCCAAAAUGGCAGCCAUCAGUAAAGCUUGCGGAACCCUUUUCAACCUGAUUCAGGGUACAUCAGCUGAGACGUCAGGUGGGUUACUGGUGUGUUUUCCCAGGGAGCAGGCAGCCAAAUUCUGCUCCGAAAUGAAGAGCCAGACCUCCGGGGCUGGUGGCCAGGGUUCAGUGGGCGGAGCAUGGAUUAUUGGCAUUGUGGAGAAAGGUGACCGCCGAGCUCGCAUCAUCGACAAGCCGCGUAUUAUCGAAGUCCCACCCAGAGGAAGCCAAGGAGCAAAUCAGGACAUCAGCAACACUAGCCCAGCCCCCGUCUCCAACCUGUCUUAGAUUGCCUCACCCAGCUAAUGCACUCCCGUGCCUUUUUGUUUUCAGUCUUGUUGCAAUUUUCAGCCUAAAGGUUCAGCACAAAAUCACCGCCAUCUCCUCCUCCCAGUGACAUAAGGACGAAACAGCAUGUCUGUACACAUCUGUUUAAAUUUGACCAUUUUACAGUUAAAUUCAGUGUGAUUACAUUAUAUUGCUUCAUGCUUUUUUAAAAACUUGCUUAUUUAUAAAAAUUCCUGACCAUUGAAAAAAGGUGGGGGGUUUCUGGAAAACAAAACUUUCCAGACAUUCCAAACCAUUCUUUCCAAUUUCAGUAAUGAAAAUGGAUUAUAAAUGUGAUCAUCUCUUCAGUGAAUGUGGUGGGGGGUGGGGGGGUGUGGGGGUGGUGCAUGGGUUUUUGGGAAGGGUAUCUAUUUUUGUUUAUUUGGCUUUGUUUUGGGAUUGAAUUAUAUUUAUAUCUUGUGUGGGGGGGAAAAAAAUAACUGGUUCAUUGGGACCUGGCUCCACCCACCCAGGCCAGAGGAAGGGUUGAGCAGCUUUCUCUGAGCCAGUGGGCGGAGUCAGGAGGAAUGCCUUCCAGCACUAAGUCCCUCCACUCCUCUGCUUUAUGAAGCUUUGCCUGUUAAACCCCAUUCAGCGGGGGCGGGCAGAGCGGAUGUUUGCCUUUGGAUUGGGGUCGGGCUCAUUUGCUGCAGGUCUCAAGCUGUUUGUAAAGUUUUCACUCUAAAUAAAAUCACUGAAAAAUAAAAUG